AUGAAUGGUGAUCUGAUGGUAGACCUCAUUGCAGACAACAUGGAGCUGCCGGGACAGAUCGAGACGCAGGCCAACACAGACACCAGUGAUGAUGAGUCUUAUCGAGCGACCGCUCCAGAGGUUCCGAUCAUCCACAAGCCCAGCAUGCCUUCCGCACCACCGGACAAUUUUAAGCGACAAGUUUCCGUUGACUCGAAGUAUUCAUCUCGAAACAUCCAUGAACACGUCGAUCCGGGUUCCAAGAAUUCUGCUCACGAGAUGCAGCGGACUUUGGAGAGUUUGCACUCUUUCAGGAUUGCUUUGGAGACGAAUCAAUUACAAUGCCUUCGUUUAUUCGACCAUGAGCUUGAGAAGCUAAAAAGAAAUCUGCCAGCAGAUGCCACUGCUCGGAUGAGCUACAAAGACCGACUGUUGAAGCCAGGAGGAGAUCGUUUGCGAAGAUCUGCAAGGAGCAAAUCAAGUGCCCAUAGCGAACCUGCCAAUAGGCACUCUGCAGCCUCGAAGUGCUCCAAAGAAACCGAAAAGAGCACCCAUGAAGGCACUCAGAGUCUGACUCAGCGCCUUCAGAGCUCAAUCUUUUCUACAAAUUUGACUUCAUCCCAACCUACAUCUCCACAGUCUCCACAGCCGCCUACAUCCCCGGCGUCGCCUGGGAUGUCUUUGCCAAAACGCCAACGGCGAAUGUCUUGGAUCACCAAGCAGGGCACUGGAUUUUUGGAUGCGAAAGCUUUAGAGGAACUCAAAACGCAGGAUGCGGGCUCUGAAUCCCAGGAAGAGGUUCAGCGAAAAAAGACUGCCAGAACAACAUACAGUAGCGAGGCCUCCGUCUGUUCGGAGAAGAGGGGGUCGAAGACAAAGUCAGAAGAAUUAAAAACUGGUGGUAUGUUCACGCAGCUCAAUCCGGACUUGGCCAAAGACGCAGUCAGGGACCGUGCAGCUGCGGAAUUCGGGAAGCCGCGGCUUGAAAUCAUGAAGACAGAGGGAAGGCUCUAUGCCAUUGCAACUCAUCCAUUUUUUGAGCGCAUCACGUUGGCAGUCAUUCUUCUAAAUGCUGGCUGGAUUGGUGUUGACAUUGAGCUGAACAAAGCUGAUAUGCUUUUCAAUGCAGAUCCUGUUUUCAUCGUCAUGGAGAAUUUUUUCUGCAUAUUCUUUCUGGCGGAGCUCAUUGUCAGGUUUGGUCUCUUCAAGAAGACCUCCUAUGUGAUCAAAGUCAUUUGGUUCCUAGCUGACUUCUUUCUUGUCUCAUUGAUGAUCUUGGAAACUUGGGUGGUUCCAGUGAUCGAUGCUUUCACCAACGGAAGUGGCAGCGGUAUGUCCUCCGGUGCAUCCGUGUUACGUGUGGCUCGCGUCAUGCGAGUGCUGCGAACCGCGCGGAUGGCGCGCCUGGUGCGGUUAAUGCCGGAGCUGAUGAUUCUCAUCAAAGGAAUGAUGGUGGCAUUCCGCUCGGUGUUCUUUACAUUGCUGUUGCUCCUGCUGAUUACUUAUGUCUUCGCGGUGGCGUUUGUCCAAUUUGCCAGGGACACAAAUUUGGAAAGAGGCACUUUUGGCACUAUGGGUGAAGCGGUCACCACGCUGAUCUUGAAAUGUAUCCUGACGGAUCAGGAGGAUUUGAUCCGCUCCGUUACUGAGGAAAGUUUCUUGAUGAGCUUCUUGUUGUUGACCUUCAUUUUCUUCGGAUCUUUGACGGUGAUGAAUAUGCUUUUGGGUGUGCUAGUGGAGGCCAUCAAGACAGUUUCAACCAUUGAGAGGGAGCAGCUGGAAGUGGACUUUGCCAAGCGAGUUCUGUGGGAUCUCAUCAGCAGAGGAGAGGCUGACACAGAUGGCGACAAUUGCAUAUCUGAAGAGGAGUACAUGGCUGUCCUCCAGAAGCCAGAGGCCAUGACGGCUUUGACCAGCCUUGGUGUAGACGUAGAUGCUGCCCUGGACUAUGGUAAGUUGCUUUUUGAAGAUGGUGAACCUCUCACUUUUGGCGACUUUAUGAAGGGAAUAUUGACUUUGCGUGGUUCGAAUCAGACAACUGUCAAGGACAUUGUAGACCUUCGGAAGUUCACCGCGGAUGAGUUCAGUCACCUGCAAGAGGUGUUAGAGGUUGUAAAUCAGCAGCUGGCCCUCAAUCGGCCGCAUGAUGCAGGAGCUGAGCAUUCUCGGAGGGCUUCCUUUUCCUCUUCAAGGUGCGCCAAAGCUGGUGAGUGGAGCAGCAAGAGCAGAUAA
This is a messenger RNA of Cladocopium goreaui, 2211 nucleotides long. NCBI's taxonomy places the organism in Eukaryota, Dinophyceae, Suessiales, Symbiodiniaceae. The record is from the annotation of a GenBank genome assembly.